This is a messenger RNA of Apis laboriosa (Himalayan honeybee), 7165 nucleotides long. Its product is annotated as frequenin-1. The record is from RefSeq and is a predicted model, not a curated record. NCBI's taxonomy places the organism in Eukaryota, Metazoa, Arthropoda, Insecta, Hymenoptera, Apidae. The transcript has 9 exons. Bases 854 to 1417 code for a protein of 187 amino acids. Gene Ontology annotation, molecular function: calcium ion binding; calcium sensitive guanylate cyclase activator activity.
CGCGUUUUUCCACCGAUCGUUCCACGACAGCGUGGACGCGACAUCGAAAGUGAAAGUUAAAAGUCUGGCAUCCGCAACCUAGUUCCAUUUUUGUGAAAAAUAUUCUUGAAAAUAAAACUCUUAAGUUUUUUACAUGGAUUAAUUACAUUACAUUUGUGGAAUCCAUCCGAAUUUGAAAAAGCAACGAAUCACGAGUCUGGAUCGUCGACACGAGAGAUUGAAUCCCUUUGAAUCCUCGCGAGAGAAGAGAGAAAGGAAGGAAGGAUCUCGAUACUCGCGUUUCCUGUUCCGCGAUGAUACUUUCCAAGGACGAGUGUGUACCAAGGCUCGUGUGUGCGACACGCCUCGACACGGUGGAAGAAUAGUGAAUCGAAAUCCUAUCGAAUUGUUGUUGUCGAGACCAAACCUUUCCAGACGCCUAUCGAGCACGGAGUGACAAGCGAUCCUUUCGAGUCGUUCCACGAAGAUACAGACCUUUCUCGAACAAAUCCAAUCCAAAUUACUCUUUCCUCCAUUACUUUUCGAACAUUGAGAGAAAGAGACUCUCUGUUUGAGAAAACUGUUGGUGAAAAGAUCGGAUAAAGUGCAAAGAGAGAGAGAGAGAGAGAGAGAGAAAUAGACAAUUCUUCAAUUUUCAUUCGAACAUUCGAAACGUUUUAAAAGGAAUUCGGUUGGUGAUCGAUCAAUUCGGUUUACUCUCCGCGAAAGAUGCGAGGCGAACGGUGAGAGACUCUGCUUGGAGACCAGAAAUUAUUAGAAACAGAGAACAAGUUGCGACGCGGUGAAGAAAGGGAUUGACCGAGAGAGAGAGAGAGAGAUAGAAAGAGAGAAAGAGAGAGGAUAGCAGAGAAACAUGGGGAAGAAGAACAGCAAGUUGAAACAGGAUACCAUCGAUCGACUCACCAGUGACACGUAUUUCACCGAGAAGGAAAUUCGACAAUGGCACAAAGGAUUCCUGAAAGACUGCCCCGACGGGUUGCUGACGGAACAGGGUUUCAUAAAGAUCUACAAGCAGUUCUUUCCCCACGGCGAUCCAUCGAAAUUCGCCUCCCUCGUUUUCAGAGUGUUCGAUGAAAAUAGCGACGGCACGAUAGAAUUCGAAGAGUUCAUAAGGGCGCUCUCGGUGACGUCGCGCGGAAACUUGGACGAGAAACUUCACUGGGCGUUUCGACUCUAUGACGUGGAUAACGAUGGUUUCAUCACAAGGGAGGAAAUGUACAAUAUCGUGGACGCGAUGUACGAGAUGGUGGGUCAGCAGCCGCAGGCGGAAGACGAGAACACGCCGCAGAAAAGGGUGGACAAGAUCUUCGAUCAAAUGGACAAGAACCACGACGACAAACUGACCCUGGAGGAGUUUCGGGAGGGUAGCAAGGCCGACCCGAGGAUCGUGCAGGCGCUGUCGCUAGGCGGCGAGUAACGGCAGGCCUCCUCGAGGCCGGACAAAUCGUCGUCGUUCGUUUCAAGCCGAACGAUCGCCCCGUCGCCUCGGUCCGGUCGUCGAAACGGAUAAGAGAGAAAGAGAGAGAAAGAGAAAAAGAAAGAAAGAAAGAAAGAGAAGGAGAGAUGUUGGGGGUCAAACCGGCGAAAACCCGUUGCACCACAGCCCGGCGUACACGCAUACGUAGGUACAGUUGUGAUUGGAAAGAAAAAAAAAAAAAAAAAAAGAAGAGGAGUAGGAAAAAUUAUUUGAAUCGACGAGAUAUCCUCUUGUUAUACUUCUCUCUCUUCCUAUCGCUAUCCACUUUUCUCUAUCUCUCUAUGUUUCUUUCUCCCUCGCGCGCGGAGGACGACGUUGUUUCUUUCCCUUUUUGCACGAAUCGUUUGAGAAAAUUGUUGCGAUCGUAGCAAGAAGAUAGGAACAGUAGAGAAUCUCAGAGUAGUGGCUUGAUCGUCGAUUUUAUAGAUUCUUUGUAUUCGAAACGGUUUACGACGUUACAACCGAUUUUCUUUGUACGAACGACAAUUGGAGAGGUGGUUGGGGAAAAAAAAAAAUUCGAAAGAUGGAAAUCGAUUGGUUUUCUCGCUUCAACGUGAGAAAUCUUGCUCGAAGUAAUGGAGCGAUUGGAAUUAAUUUCAACUGGUUCACAGGGAGGACGUGUUCUAGACGUGGAAGUUGAGAUAGGGGAGAUGAUAAUUGAUCAUCAAUUUGAAGUAAAAAUUAACUCGUAUAGCGAGAAAGGAAAUUGUUUUCACUCGCGAAAUUGUAAUUUUAAAAUGGGAAAUUUGUUUUUGAAGAAAAUUAGAAGAAAAUUAGAACAUUUUUCUUCGAUGAAAUUUUAUGAGCAUUAUUACGAUGCAAUUAUUUUUUAACGGAAUAUUCACUGGAUUCAAUAAGUAUUCUAUGUAAUCCUUGCUGUUGAAAAAAUUCUCAGGCAAGAUCGUAUUCGAAAUAUGAAAAAGACAAUGAAAUUUCAAAAGUUUUGAUUCAACUUUUUAAUUUAAUUUUCUCGAAGAGAUAGCUUAUUGAUAAAAAGAAAAAAAAAUUGCAUAAUUCGAAGCUUUAUUAAAAAUCAGAAAUUUUUUUAAAUCACUUCUUGAACCUUUCCCCUUUUUAACACAAAGUGCAAGAGAACUUUUCUUUCUCGCUCCAAGCACAAAGAAAUAUUUAUUAUUUUGUGCCAAGAGUUUCUGGAAAAUUGAACUUUGACCCGAUAUUAUUCCCGCGAGAAAUGAAUGCAGAAAAAGAAAAAAAAGAAAUCAUUGGUAAGAAAAAGGUCAGUGUAAGAAGUGAUUAAAAUAAGAGGAAAGUAGAAAGGACAAACGUUUCAUCGACCUAUUCUAACUUUCUUUCUUCUUUUUUUUUUUUUUUUUUGGUCGAAUAUGAAUACGCGUGUAAUACGAUGAAUCCAGAAAAAAGAAGAAGAGAAUGAUCGUGACAAAAGAAAAAAAGGAAAAGAAAAAGUGCAGUCAAGGAUUAUUCUUUUCUCUUGCGAAUUCGCAUUGAAAUACCUCCUUCGAAAAAAAAAACACAUUUUUAUCCACGUCUCUUUGAUCCUUUGCAUUCUCUUUCCUUUGAUAGUUGAUAAAAAAAAAAAAAGAAAAAUUAAGUCUUAUUACGAGGGAUGGCUCAAUUGAAACAUCGAAACUGAUUGAGAUUAAAAAAAAAAAAACAUAAAAAUUAGAUUUUUCGUCGAGAAGAUAAAUUAUUACAUCGUUACUGCAUUGAUCGAUUAUGAGAAUUUCAAAAAUUACUAUUCUUUUUAAAAAAAAUAAUCGUUCAGGAUAUUUUUCACAAACGUUCAGAUUCAAGAAUCUGAAGAAUCACGUUUCAACUCGUCCCUAUUUGUUAUCCUUUCGCGCUACAAAAGUUUUCAAAAUCGAAAAUGGACGUCGAAACGAUACAUCGACGGAGGCUUGAAAUGAAAAAGGGGAAGCAGAUUCGUUCCCCUCACCCUCAUUCGCUUAAUAUUUUCCACGAGGAAUCCAAACUACUAUCAAAUGCAAUCGAAUAUUCCUCGCACGUAUAGCGCUCAAAGAGGUGCAAAGGGAGAAAUUUUUCUCGAAGACGUUACGUAUAUAUUUUUGGUAUCUUCGAGGGGGUCCGUAUCUCGUUAAAAAAUCAGUCGAACGAAUUACGAUUUAAACGUAUUCCUCCGGUUCGCAGACAAAGAAUGGUCUAUGAAAGAUUCAGGGGAUACCGGCUGCGGUAUCUGAUAUCGUGAAAAAAGGAAAAAUAACGAAACAGAGGAUCGACGAGAAAAUUUACUUCGAUUUUAUAAUGUUCACCUGGUUACUUCUCAACCGUACUUCUUUCUAUCCGCACAACGUUUUUCUACCUUCCGUUGCACCUUUUCUUCUCGUUUUUUCGAUUUCUCUUUCAACUAUUUACAGAUUCAUGCGGCCGACUUUUAUUUUUUAUCUGGAAAGAGAGAGAAAAGAAAAAGAAAUAUGGAAAAGCAGAGUGAAAACUUCAUUUAACAUGGACGCAUUAAAAAUUGACAGUUUGAUAAACAUGGUAAAUGAGUCGUUCGAAGGAUAUCUACUGCUAAAAGUUCGAUGUAUGUAGUCAAGCAAAAUUGAAACGCAAAGAGGAGAGUGAUAUCGAUGAUUGCGAAAUAGAAACUUCUCCCUUCCUCGUUUACAUCUUUACAUUACCUACGAUAUUCCUCGUUUCAAUAGUAACAAAACGAGAAAUCGUGAAAAGGGGCAUCUCCAAAAAGCUUGAGUUCUGAUUUGAAUGGAUUUUGAAUCUUUUUGAUUCCUUUCCAUUGAAAAAUUUCAGAUUCGUUAAAAUUCUCUGAUAGACGGAUAAAAUGAGAUAUUAUUUCGAAAUUAAUUAUAGAGAAAUAUAUGUGAAUUCGUAAUGAUUGUAAUUCUCGAAAUAACGAUUGUAUUAAAAAGAAAAAUAUUAUAUUUUUUGAUGUUAUUAAGCGAAGAUACGAUUAAUAAAAAUGGCGAAUAAUUCCUUCGGUAAUCUUCGUACGUAUUCGGAUACAUUCGGAUACUUUCGGAUAAGUUCGGCCGAUCUUUGCCGAUCCGAUCCAAGGAAUUCCACGAUUUCGAAAAUUCGCGCGCACCACCAAAUUUAUAGCAAAGUGAAACAAAGUUUAAAUGGCUCGUUAAUACGUGUCGCUUAUUAAAGUUCGUUAUAGUGCAAUUUCACGCCAUCUGCCUUCAGAUCUUGAUAAACUUGUAGAUAUAUUUCCUCUUAAUUCGUAUUCUUUGAUAUUUUUCCGUCUUUAUACGAACAAACCACUAUUUAUUUCUCAAUUGAGCGAUGAAUUAUUUCACCUAUUUCGUCCAAUUAUUUUCAGAAAUAAUUAAUUUAUAGUCGACAUUAUAUUUAUAUUUUGCUCUUAUUCACAUCGAAUCGACGAUAAAACACAUUCUCCUGCUCAAAUAGUCCUCGAAGGGUUAAUUCAGUGGCAUAACGACCUGCUCUUUAUGUAGCAAACAAUUCUGAAACAACGAUUAAUCUUGCGAGCUCGCUUCUCGAGACUUAUUCCCCGAGAAAUUUCUAUCACCGAACAUGAAAGCACUUGACAUUAACAUAUUACACAUACUUUUUACAUUUUCCUUUCGUGAUAUUCUCCAAUUUUCUUUAUUAAUAUACCAGUGGUACAUGCUCGUGGUAUAAAUAUAUAUGCAUAUCUAAUAUACAUAUGCAUAUCUUUACAUAACAAUUAAAUUCUUAUCGUGCCUCUCUCGCAUUUCAAUCGACUUGUAAACCUAAAGAUGCAGAUGUCCCGUUCUCUAUUACAUUAUUUUCAAAGUAAAAAUAAUAUAAAUUAAAAUACCUCGUGUUUAUCUUUCUCUAUACGGUUACAUUUUUCCAUCCAAUGAACGAGGCUCGUGUAACAAUAUCUUACAAAGUGUUGAAUUUUUUGAAAAUUUCACGAGAUAUUGCAUUUAUUUUUGGCGCAAAUUUACAUAAAUUCGCCUGGUUUAUUAAAACCUAUUGUAACGUGUUUUCGUGCACGUUACACAUAUUCCAAACAAGCUCAAAAUCGUUUUUAAAAUUUUUCCCGUAAAAUCAAUAGCAAUCGUUUUACAUCGUAACUUUUCCUAGUGUUUUUCCAGUGCGCUCUACCAUCGAUCGUCAUUAUACCGAGGUUGUACCGAGUUUACCACCGGUUGAAAAUGUUUUCGAAAAAGCAAACAACUUUUCGCGUUUUGGCUUAACGAGCGCACUCGAAUCGAAAACUUUUCGCUCGGAUUCAAACUUUUCGUGGUUUAGAAUGGUAAUGCGCGGAAUGUUCGUUUAGAGGGAUAUCGUUCGUUUCGUAGAUGUUUGCGCCAUUACAUAAAUUAUGCCGGCAUCGUCGUCACUGUCGCCGUCUUGUCGCGUAUAUAUAUAUGUAUAUGUGUACACGCAUGAAUAACAGACAUGAAAAUUAUAAUUUCGGAUAUGCGAAGCAUGCUUCUGUAUACGCCCCAGGGAUUACAGUCGAUGAUAAAUAAUACUUUGAAUAAAUCAAAGUGACUUUUUUUAGAUCCACUUCAUUCCUUCUAGUUUAUUUUUAACUAUUUAUUUAGGUAUUUCAACUUUUUUUCUCGUUCGAUGAUUCGAUCGAUUUACCAUCCAUAAAUGUCAAAAAUAUCAUUGCGAAUAUUUUUGAGUUGAAUAAAUGUCAAUUUAUAGUAUUCGUGUAUAAAAAUAUCAAAAUUGAUAUAAAUUUUUUUUUUAAAUAAUGAAUAAUUUCCAACACGUUCAACAAGCAACAAGUUUUUCCGAUAUAUCUUCUUGAAUCUGAUUUUAAAAUACUUUACAUUUUUUAUCUAUUUCAUAACAAUUUCUCAAUAAUUUAUACAACUAAUUCAAUUUAUUCGAAAUAAACUGAUUAAACCAUUUUUGUUAUUACUUUGCACAAUUUUUACAUUUCAUUGUUCUUAAAAUCACUAUCUUACGAUAUAUUUUAUGUUAUUUCGACAAAAUAAAAAGCAAAAGAUGGCUGAAAGCCAAUUACUUAUAGACGGUAUUAUUUUUCCUGGAUUAUCUAAGGACAGAAAUAAAAUUCCGUUUCGAGUAAUAGUCCUCUCAAAUUAGCCAUAAUCGCCUCGAUCUUGCAACUUUAAUCGGUUAAAUCGACGCGCAACCCCUCAUGAGAUCGCAUCAAUUUUAAAUGGCGAUAGCGGAGAGCUCGCCCUCUUUCGUCGAUAACGAUUAUAUUAACAUCGGAUCUAUAUAUCGGUCGAGUCAAACAAAUAUUUAGUAACUAGACUGGUGGCGCAUGCGCGACCUCCUCUCGCUAAAAUCCCCAAAUCGCUAUCUUCGCUUGACGGCCAAUGAAAAAUCUCUCGAUAUUGGCAAACCUCCCAUUAUUCUUCCUUCGUCGCCGUCUUCUAUUAGACUCACGUGAAAACGUUCGAUACCACUAUAUCCGCAAAUAUCACCCUUUGCCCAUCUUCUUACGAUCGCUUUGGUCUUUUUUCGAUUUAUUCACGAUUCGUUGCGCUUCUCCUCGUUAUUCCACCCUCGUGCACGAUGAAAUUUACGAGAAAAUUUCGUUUCGUGCUGGAUUUCUCGUGCGAGACGAAUGACAAAUUUGUUUAAAUCGUUGUUUAAAUAGAAUUUUAAUAUAUUUAAUUAUAAAUUGGAUAUUAUGCAAUUUAGAACUAUAUUGGAUAUUAAGAGUUUGUUUAAGGAUGGGAUUAAAACUUUGAAAACGAAAUCUUGAAACUUAAGAAAUUCUUGAAUUGAAAAACUUUUUGAUAAUUUUGUAAC